GCUGCUGGAGUUGAUACCCGAGGCGAAACAAAUGUUCUCCAUGACGCGCCGAGCCAAGGAGCCGCACCGUGAGAACAAGCUGCUGCAGGCACAUGCCACCACGGCCAUGCGCAUGGUGUGUGCAGCAGCAGUGAAGCUGGACAAGCACAAGGAGGUUCGUCCUGUCCACAAUGACUCUCGUAUCCACUUGUUCCGUCUUUAUGUCUUCCCCUCCCCUCCCAAAACCCCUCAUGCGAACUCCCUACAGAAGCUAAGAGCCGCCUUUGUGGCUGUGCUCUCAGAUGCUCUGGGGGAGGAGUGGGGAGGAGAAGUGGAGAAAGCUUGGGUGGCUGCUUACAAUGCCAUAGAGUACAUGUUCCUUGUUGGAUUUCUAGGUCUGCAAGAAUAG
Molecule: messenger RNA, 388 nt
Organism: Closterium sp. Naga37s-1
Lineage: Eukaryota; Viridiplantae; Streptophyta; Zygnematophyceae; Desmidiales; Closteriaceae
Source: the annotation of a GenBank genome assembly